UUUUUUCCUCAUAUUAAUCAUCUAAUGACCCCCUAGAUCUUAUCUCUUUGAUUCCUACUUUGGAAACUACUAGAACCUUUUAAAGUAGAUGAAAACAGAUCCACAGCUUUACUGUUUUUAAAUCUGUAACAGGGCCACUUCUACCACAGCAAGAGUACUUUUACUUUGAACAUUAUCUGUCAACAAUUGUGUAAGAAUAAGAUUUGAAUGCAGGACUUUUACUUUUAACCAAGUGUUUUUGCAAUCACGUGUUGGAUCCUAAUACCUAAGCCAUAACUGACUCUACUUGGAUAUCACAAGGAAGUGUUUCUGUUAACGAAGCAAAGUAAGAUUCCACUUAUUAAGGUAAGGGAAACUUUGUUAGCUCCUUCAACAGUAAACAGUAAUGUGGUGAUUAAGCUAUUCUGUGAAAUCAAAUCGGGAGAGAAAUAACGUGAUCUGCUCUUCGAUCAUGUUGUUGCACAGAGAUCGUCUCUUUGAUUGGUCCUUGUCUCACAGUCUGCAUGGAAAGAGAUGAGGCUUUGAUGCAGAAACGUCAGAGUGCGUGAGAGAGAGCUGAGAAGAGAUCAAGGAAACGGUGACACAGAGGAUGGGCAGAGUGAGAGGUACAGUUACAGAAAACCCCAAAGAGAGUCACACCUUGAGGAAGUUAACAAAACCACAGGAGGAGAACAAAAGACGCUUAAUAUUGAAGGAUGGGACUCGUGCAAUGUUUGGUGAUCUUCUGGAUGUUUUCUGCACAGCUGGUGCUCUCCUCUCCGCUGAACGAUGUGAGCCGGUAUUGCGAGCCUUCAGGAGGGAGAAGGUGUAACAAGUGUCCUGCAGGUGAGUACCAGAGGUCGUGUGCAGAGUGUGUGUCGUGUUCUGCAGGAUUUUACACACUUGAGCUCAACUGUGAACAAAACUGCCACGCCUGCUCCAGAGACUGCAGCGCAGAGUCACAUCUGAAGGUGGUUCAGAACUGCAGCCGCUCGUCCAACAUGAGGUGUGUCUGUGAGGAAGGCUUCAGAUGCUCUCACCUCGUCACUGAGUCAAGAAACUGCAGAGACUGUGAAAAGAUACAGGAAACAACAACAGAACCAGAUAAACAGACGACUUCCUCAGCUUCCCCGGGACGAAGCAGCUCUUGCACAAAACCCUGCACGUUACCCAACUGCCGCCCGACGCCAGAACCACCAGCAGGACAUGACCCACACAUAGGCGGGAAGAGCGUUCGGCUGGAGGCCAUCUUGUGUCCGGUGGCUCUGGGAUGUUUGGCCCUUUUGAUCCUGUUCUUCUUUCGCUCAAACCGAGAUGACAACGCAGAGGAAUCGUGUUUCAAGCGAGCUAUUGCAAAGUUAUGCAGUGAGGGAGGAGGAGAUGCUUCUCACAAGCCGCAGGAAUCGACUCACCCGCCCCCCAGAGACUCAUUCAGUGCCAAGCAGCCGCCGGCCGGCCUCUCUGCAGCCAGUCAGGUUCCAGUCCACGUCUAUAAUCCAGGGACGGUUAUCUUCAGCCUCCUCAAUCAGUUUACAGGACAAGUCGGUCCAACGAUGGUCCAAUGUGGGAAGACGGCCGAGAGAGUGACCAGCGAAGAGGAGGAAGAGGAGAGAGGCUGUCCUGUGUUUCACCCCACAUCCUCUCCCAGCAUCCACCUCUCUGAGGAGGAGAGGAGCGGAGAGGCUGACAGCAUUUUCUUUCCCUCCCAGGAGCAAGGAAAGGAAUGCCAUGUGUCCAAAGAGGAGUCGCUAUAAUGCGUCCUAAAUAUCCCAGACGAUUUACGUUGGUGGU
This is a messenger RNA of Gymnodraco acuticeps, 1770 nucleotides long. RefSeq lists its product as uncharacterized. The coding region runs from base 696 to 1733 and encodes 345 amino acids. The record is from RefSeq and is a predicted model, not a curated record. Gene Ontology annotation, molecular function: protein binding. Lineage: Eukaryota; Metazoa; Chordata; Actinopteri; Perciformes; Bathydraconidae. The transcript has 11 exons.